Messenger RNA from Notolabrus celidotus (New Zealand spotty), 1041 nucleotides. RefSeq names its product zinc finger, CCHC domain containing 10 (gene zcchc10). The transcript has 4 exons. The record is from RefSeq and is a predicted model, not a curated record. Lineage: Eukaryota; Metazoa; Chordata; Actinopteri; Labriformes; Labridae. Gene Ontology annotation, molecular function: zinc ion binding; nucleic acid binding. Bases 20 to 562 code for a protein of 180 amino acids.
GGGCGCUGGUUGCAUUAAAAUGACCGGAAAUACGUCCCGCUUUAUUUCCAGCGAAGAAGAGAAAGUAAAGCUCAACAUGGCGACCCCCAUGCACAGAAUCAUAGCACGGAGGCAGGCGGAGGCAAACAAACAACAUGUGCGCUGCCAGAAGUGUCUGGAGAUGGGACACUGGACGUAUGAAUGCACAGGGAAGAGGAAAUACGUUCACCGACCAUCCAGAACGGUGGAGAUGAAAAAGAAACUUAAAGAGAAUGAAAACAAACCUCUCAGCAUCACUGGACCAGGAAGUGAAGGCACCAAUGAAAAGAAAGUGAAGAAGAAGGCUAAAGACUCCAGCGACAGCAGCAGUGAUUCAGACGGCUCCUCAAGUGACUCAUCGUCAGACAGCAGCGACUCCUCCAGCUCCUCUUCAGAUGACAGCGACAGCAGCAGUGACAGCGACGAUGACAGCUCUUCCUCAUCUUCCUCUUCCUCCUCCUCCUCGUCUUCAAACAGCUCAGGCUCAGGAAGCAGCAGCGAUUCAGAUCAAGGACCCCCGAAGAAGAAGAAAAAGAAGAAAUGAAUGUGUUAGGGUUUUUUUGUUUGUGCAUAAUUUUCUUUCCCUUAGUUUGAUCGUACUUGCUUCUGAAGGGGACGGGACAAUGUUUGUACAGCCUUUACAAAAUGAUGGAGAUUAGAAAGAAGUGUCUCAUGAUGUUUUUUAAUUUGUAAUUCCCCUUUAAGCCUAGUGUGUUCCUUCCUCAACUUUGUAGGUGGACUGAGGAUACAUGUUUUAAAUAUCUAAGGAAACUAAUGUGCAUAUUCAUGUUGAAUUAGUGAUUUUGUACUAAAGUAUAUUUUUAGUCAAACCUGACCUGUAGCUCCCAGUCUUAAUAAAGCAGCACCAUCACUAGUAUUGAAAAAGAAACUCUGAUAUGAGACGUUUUUGAAGAAUACCAAAUAAAUGUUCUGUUUUUAAAAUUUUACAUAAGUUUGUAGCUAGAAAGUACUGUUGCUUUAAAAGUGUUUAACUGCAAAAUAAACUUGUUUGGGGGUUUUAAA